CUUUCCUUCUCUCUAUCGCCAUUCACGACGCAUCGAAUGACAUCUCGAACAUCUCGACACGCUGCAUCACUCUGCGUUGCACUAUCUAUACGAUAUCUUCUAGCCACAGUCAAAGUCGACUAGGGUCAUCUUAGUUCGUUCUGCGAAAAAUUUACAUUCGUCAAAGGAUUAUGGUAUAAUAUAAAUAAAUUAUUAAAAUAAAAAAAUAAGAGUUUACGCUCCGAUAUUUAUGUGUGUGACUGUAAGUCGCAUCAUCGCAUUAGGUUUUCUAUGGUUUUAUACGGAUUCGAAUGAAUAUAGUUCAAAAUUUCUUCGUACUGUAAACUGUAAGAUAGAAGUAAGAUAAUAAAAAAGACAGAUAAUAAAAAAGACAAGAUGAGUAUUACCGGUAAACAGCUCUAUGAUAAGAUUCGCGGGCUGCGACCGGAUUUGUCGUCGGGGAUCACAUUGGAAAUGUUGAGCAAGGUUUGUGAUGAUCUUAACACACAGCCUUUUCUGGAGUGGUUCUGUAAGAAUGUGAGCAGCGCUAAUGUCCUCUCUGUCGAGGAAAUGAAAUUAAAAGAUGUGUUGCAAAAUGCUGACGAAUGGCUAGAGGACGAAGAAUUGGAUGCUGCAUUGGAGGAAGCAACCAGGGACUGCCCAAAUUUGCUCAAGCUUGUCAGUAUAGAUGAUACAUGUAGAGAAGAUUUGUUUAUAGAAUAUGAAACAUUGAAGGAAAGCUGUAGAGACAGCGAGGAAUAUCUUCACAUGUUGAAACACAGUAUAAAAAAUCUAAAGGAUAGUGAGAAUAAAUUAGAUGAUGAUAUUGAAGAAGCGGAAACUAUAUUGCAUAAAGAGCAAAUUGAAACAGAAAAAGCAUAUGAUGAUUGCAGUAUAAUUCUGAAGGAAUUUGACAAAAACAAUUAUCAAUUCUCUCAGGAUGUUUAUAAUCUUUUAAAUAUAUAUGCAGAUGCUAUUAAAAAUCAAGGCAGUCCAGUAUUAUGGUUGCAAGUGCCCAUAGAUCUGUUUAUUAAACAAAUAAAAUUUUAUAAUCACUACUUGGCUAUUUAUAUAAAAAAGCAAUUCAGAAAUGCUAGUAACAAAAAACAAGAAGAGGAUUCGGAUUAUACAUCUCUAAUAAAUGAUAGCAGGGAGAAACAAGUUGAUGAAAGAAUGCAUGCGUUAUCCUUUUGUAAGACUAUCUUGAUAAAUUCUAAAAUAGAAGAGAUUAAUGCUAGUGUUCAAGAGGAAUCUUGUAUGGCAAUGUUACAAUGUAUGCAAGAUAUUUAUAAUGGCGGAGUGUUGAAACUGCCUGAGGAUAGUAAAAUACAUGAUGAAAUACAAAUGUUAAGCAUGAAAAGAGAUUUUCUGGAGCAGAAUGUUACACUUUUGCGGGAUCAACAAUUUCCUGAAGAAGUAGUACAAUUCGCAGAAAUGGAGACGUUAAAGAUCUUGAGGAAUGAUGCACUUGCUCGUCUCGAACGCAGAAAAGCUCGUCUCGAAACACUCAAGAAUUUACAUUCUCUCGCAGUAGAGCAUGGACAUGUUUAUGUGGAUUUACUAUGUAUGUUAAUGGAAAUACAAUUUUAUUCUCUACGCGAGGUUGCUGAAUUUAUUGCCGAUGCACAUCAUUAUAUCAGCACAGAAUAUAAACUGUCUUCUACAAGAUGUGAAGUCAUGCAACAACAACAAGAUGAAUAUGCAUCCCUCAUAGCACAAUCUUCAAAAACUUAUAAUGUAUUUAAUCAAAUAUUCAUCUCCAUGAUGCUCGAUAACGAUAUCUCUGACGAGUCGUUCUCUUUGGCAUUGAAAAAAUAUGAUAACCUAAUAGUUGACAAUAUGGAGAAGAAGAAAUUUAUAUUGGAAACGCAUAUAAAUAAUAAAAUCGAUGAAUUACAAAAAUUAGAGGAUGAAAUUAACAAGGAUUAUAUGGCUGAAAUACAAAAUGGAUCAACAAUCAGCUUCAGGCCAUUUUCAUAUGAAAUAAAUAAUAAAUACGAGGAAAUAUCCGCAAUUGUUCAGAAGAUACAAGCAGAUUUAACAAGAAUCAGAAAUCAAUUCAAAGAACGAAUGAGGAUGGACACUAAUUUAGAACGUGAAAAGGACAUUUUAUGGCAGAGAUUUUUAGCAGACCCAGAUACGUUAAGAAUAAAAUACGAGGAAGCGGAGCAAAAAGCAAACGAGUCUCACUUUGGACGCAUUACGGAAAGUAAGCCGAAUUUGUAAAUAAAUUCUAAAAAUUAUGUCGAUUAUAAAUUGUCAAGGAAUUGUAUAAAGCAAAAUGAUGUAUAGGUUCUAGUGAAUAUUUUUUCUAAAUGUUUUUGUAUAUUUUCAUAUUUCAUAUAAAAUGAAAAAAAAAAUUACAUAUUUAUUAUACAUAUCAAAAAUUAAAACAAUGCAAUACACUCAGUCUAUUGCAAAAUCGUAUAUUUGCGCAAAAAAUCUGAUCUUGCUUUCUUAAUCCUCCGAAUUCUUAUACACCAUUCAAAAGAAAUCCUGUUUGCCUUUGCAUUCUUAGAAAUAUAAUACACGCGGAGCGUUACAUGGAUGCGAUAAUGAAUGAUUCGUUUCAAGAAUGCAUUUGUGUAUGCGUGUAUACUGCGCGCAUGCGCAUGUCGAGUGUAAAUUCAACGAGAGAUGACGUAGAAGAGAUGCCCAAGUGUAACCUUGAUCCGCGCGCAUCGAUGUCUCUCCCCCUUCCCUUCUCCUUCAUCGAUGUGUCCUCUGCUUUCCUCUCCUCGCUUCCCCUCCCUUGCCUUCUUCGCCGACAUAGUAUUUCGCACCAACUGUCCCCCGCUCUCGAGUCGUAUGUAUGUACACAAAAGAAUUAUAAGCAAACGCUCCGAAACGAUAUGCAUUUCGAAAACAUUUUGCGACAUUUCUCGCGUAAAUACAAAAGAGAAA
This is a messenger RNA of Cataglyphis hispanica, 2883 nucleotides long. Its product is annotated as HAUS augmin-like complex subunit 3. The transcript is spliced from 11 exons. NCBI's taxonomy places the organism in Eukaryota, Metazoa, Arthropoda, Insecta, Hymenoptera, Formicidae. Bases 376 to 2205 code for a protein of 609 amino acids. The record is from RefSeq and is a predicted model, not a curated record. Gene Ontology annotation, cellular component: mitotic spindle; centrosome; HAUS complex. Gene Ontology annotation, biological process: spindle assembly; centrosome cycle.